AUUUAGAAAAUGUGUACGUUUGGGGGUUUGGUAUCCUGGGAAUGGGUCCCAAAGUGCAACAGUUAAAGACACCGACAAUGCUUCCGAUGCCACUGUUUGGUGCGAAUGAGUUCAACCCAAACGUAAAAGUAGUGAAAGUUUCGGCCUCUUUCAGCCAUUUGGCAGCCAUUACCAAUAAUGGCGACCUUUUCAUGUGGGGUAAAAAUACUAAGGGAUGCUUAGGUCUGGGCCACUACGCCGACCAGUAUUUCCCAUUUAGAGUAUGCGUUCCCACAGUAGUCCGCAAAGUGAGUCUCGGAAUAGACCACACGGUAGUCAUCGGGACUUCUAUUUUAUGAUAGCAU
Oppiella nova is the source of this 344-nucleotide messenger RNA. Lineage: Eukaryota; Metazoa; Arthropoda; Arachnida; Sarcoptiformes; Oppiidae. The record is from the annotation of a GenBank genome assembly.